AUGAUCAAUAGUCAUUUCGAUGACCUCACAUUUGCUACUUUUACAGUCUCUGCUGGAUUAUUCCUCCCACUUCCUACUACUACUACUACUACUACUACUACUACUACUACUACUACUACUACUACUACUACUACUACUACUACUACUACUACUACUACUACUACUACUACUACUACUACUACUACUACUACUACUACUACUACUACUACUACUACUACUACUACUACUACUACUACUACUACUACUACUACUACUACUACUACUACUACUACUACUACUACUACUACUACUACUACUACUACUACUACUACUACUACUACUACUACUACUACUACUACUACUACUACUACUACUACUACUACUACUACUACUACUACUACUACUACUUCAAUCAGUGCUCUCAUUAAUGUUAAUCAGAAUCAGAGAUGGCAUUUUCCAUUCAGCCUACACAACAAUUGCCUAACAUUCUCCUGUAGGCGUAGUGAAAUUCACUAA
Heterobilharzia americana is the source of this 495-nucleotide messenger RNA. Lineage: Eukaryota; Metazoa; Platyhelminthes; Trematoda; Strigeidida; Schistosomatidae. The record is from the annotation of a GenBank genome assembly.